GUCACAGUUCGGGUUCGCCGUCGAACGUUGAAGUUGUUUGUUUACACGUUUGAAAAAUGACUCUCAAAGCCACAGUUUACUGCUUUCUAGCAGCAGUUGUAAUUCUGAACUCUGUUCCAUCGACGGAGGCUACCUUUGAUGUGAUAUAUGAUUUAUUUGAAUCGCUGUUUGAAGACAGCAGUGAGGAGAUGGAUGAAACGAUAAUCAAUACCAAACCGAACGCCACUGUGAUGGUGAUCUGUACAACGGCCUGUGAUCUGAGCGUAAUGUGUAUUAAUUGUACAACAAUCAACGGGGAAGUGAUGGCGCGACCGAUGACAUCUAUGCCGUCUUCAAGCGUUCGACCAGAUGAGGAACGGCCAGGGGAGGAAGAACCGGAGGACGGACAGACACAGAAUAAAAAAGUAAAAGAUAAAGAACCAGCAGGAGGAAGACCAGCAGGGGAAGGACCAGCAGAGCAAGGGUCAGAAGAUAAAGAAUCAGGAGAUAAAGGACAACAGGGAGAGCCAGGAAAGGGAGGUGUAGGAAAUGAAGAGGCAGCAGGUGAAAAUGUGCCAGAGAAAGAGACAACAGAGCAAGAUUCAGCAGGGGCAGAGACAACAGAGCAAGAUUCAGCAGGGGCAGAGACAACAGUGGCUCCCUAGUAACAAUUGUGGUUUUAUGAUAGUUUUAUAGCCACUGAUAAAACAUAGAUUGCACAGAUAGCGUGCUGUAAAACUUCAAUUGUUACUUGGGAUGGGUGAUCAGAGGGGUCAGCAAAAUGAAAUGCGAGCAGAGGGAGGGUCGCUACGAGAGGAAGGGCUACGAGCAGGAUGACGAGCACAGGAAGAACCAAGAAAGGAAGAGGUCGAAGGAUAGGGUGCAAAUAACAUAAAGGUAUUAAAUCGACAUACCUCCAAGUUCGAAAUCGUAUUAUGAGUAUCAGUAUCCCAAAACCUAAACAUAAAAUAUAAUUUGCCACUGCAACGGUGGCUUCAUUGAACUCGCCGGAAGUCGCUUCAAUAUCUACUUUCGAAAGGGAUUCAUAGGCGUGCGCAUCCCCUUCCACAAUUCUAUAAUGUGGGAGGGUGUAAUUGUACUUGAAAUAAUGUAAUACUAAGGUAUGAUUGUCGUAAUGGUAUUUUUUACGAAUUUGUUGUUUUGCGGCAUAUUAUCAAUUUAAAGAAACGAUUAUUUAGAGCAAAUCAGUUAAGGACAGAACGAAAAAUUAGACUAGGUAGUAUUUCAUUUUAAUUUUUAACUGAUGGUUCUAGAGUACUUAUUCGUCUCUAUCUUGUAUAUACUUCGUUUCCCUUGGCCCUCCAUUUGCCAAACAAAUAUUUUCAGUUGGUUAUUGACACUAACGAAAAUUUUAAUUUACAUCCGAAGCUCAUAAACUUAUAUCUCGAAACAAGCUUAGAACGACAAUUAAGGGGAGGUUAAUUUUCGUUCCUCGCCAGCCACAAAUGUGGUAAUCG
Molecule: messenger RNA, 1457 nt
Organism: Topomyia yanbarensis
Lineage: Eukaryota; Metazoa; Arthropoda; Insecta; Diptera; Culicidae
Exons: 2
Coding region: 57-644 (195 amino acids)
Source: RefSeq, a predicted model, not a curated record